Haliotis rubra (blacklip abalone) is the source of this 2010-nucleotide messenger RNA. RefSeq lists its product as uncharacterized. Gene Ontology annotation, biological process: regulation of apoptotic process. The transcript is spliced from 10 exons. Bases 331 to 1923 code for a protein of 530 amino acids. The record is from RefSeq and is a predicted model, not a curated record. Lineage: Eukaryota; Metazoa; Mollusca; Gastropoda; Lepetellida; Haliotidae.
ACUGUAUAUUACGGGUAAGCAAGUCAAGGUAAGCGUGCACAGUAUUACUAUGGCGCACAAUGGCAGAAGACUUUGAAAUCAAUGAUCAGAGUUAAUACGAGGGGAGAAGAAGGAAGUGGUGAAAGUUCAAAAUUGACAUUCACUGUUGGAAAUCCGUAUCCAGAGGAAGUAGGCCACCGGCCCAUUAUACCACAUAUAUAUCUAUUCGACUUCUAUUCAAGAUGUAAUACGACCUUUGCGACCUUGAAUUUUGUCGGUACCGAACCAGGAAGACAAAAGAAACUGACGACCAGCAAAGUGGACAGAUUGACAUCGAAACUACCGUAGAUCAUGACGUCAAGCAGAAAGGAUGACAUGACGUCAACACAGCACUUGAAGGCGUUAAGUGGAGGAGAACGGGCAUCACUGAACAGCGGGAACAAGACAAUGAGUUUCCAUGACAGGACCGUGUCAAGUAGCCAGAGCAGAACGACGUCGAGCAGAGAGGCUGUCAAUGGGAAUGACAAGAUUUGCAUGUCGAGUGGUACACAUGCUACAACACAGGUUGAGACUGCCGAAACCCAUACAAAGGAAGAGCCUUUUCGGAAGAUGAAGUCUACACUCAAUCGCCUGAAGAAUAUUUUAAACGAAACCUUCACUGAAAAUGAAAAAGGACCAAGAAAGGGAUAUCCCCGAAAAGCAAUGCAAGAAAACAGUGAAAUACAGAGGUUAGUCGCCAAAGUCGACCAGUUAACGCAGUUAAUUAGGGAAAUGUCUGACCAGUCGGACAGAAAACGAGUAGAACUGGAGAGAGAAAAUGUCAUCCUGCAGAGGAAGCUUCAGGAAGCCAGUACUGCAGCAGCAACCUCUGAAAGAAACUGUGAGGACCUGGAGAAACGUGUACAAGAUUUGACAGAGGAACUGAUGGUCUAUCGAAAGGAGACAUCUCUUGACAACCUUAAUAUGCAUGUUUUUCUUAGAAGGGGUGCGUCCCUUGAUGACCUUGGGAACAAUGAUCCAUGCUGUGACUGUCCCUGCCGGAGGUGGAAAUCAACAACCACUAUUGCUACCCGAGACACUGGCUUCAGUGACACUAGUAUUGACAACCUUCAGAAGGAUGUUGGCGAAUUACGGGAAAAGAUUGAACAAUUAUUAGAAGCUUCCUCCGAAUGCCCCACACCAACAACCACGUGUCUAUCACUUCCGGCUCUAAUUAAAGGAUUUUGUGUCAACAUCGAGGACGCAGUCAGUUCAGAGUGGAGUCGAAUGAAAACCUUUUCUAGACAUCUUGGAUUGAAUCACUGCAGACUUCGUCAGUUAACUGAUGAACAUGACUACAGACUUGACCUGCCAAAUCUGUACUGGACUGUCAUCUACGAGUGGAACAGCAUGAACAGUACCCAGGCAAAUCGCGCCACCAUGUUGGACCAGCUCAUACAAGCAUGCGAUGGGUGUAGGGUAUCCAAUCCAUUAGACGUGCGCCCGAUGCCAACCGAAGACCGUUUGAUCAUUGAGAAGACCUACUCAUACCUGGUGGAACACCUCAUAGUCGAACCAGCUCUGGUCUAUCUACGGGACUCUCAGAAGUUCACCCCGAACAUAGUUCAGUAUGUGCAGAAUCCCCAGCCACGUCCAGACCAAGUCCAGAGGUUUGUUGAAGUCCUGCCCGUGUGUGGACACCAGGCUCUGGACAUCCUCGUGGACGCUCUGCGGAAAUCUGGACAAGUACACAUCGCAGACCAAAUUGUAACGUCCAACCCCCGAAGGUUCUGUAUGCGAUAUUCCUCCCCAGCUCCCGGUCGUUCACGUGAAGAGAUGGUUCUGUACGCAUCUCAUGAUACUGAUGGACCAAAGAAAAAGAAAAGCAUAUUCAAGUCGCCAUUCAACAGGUCGCCAUUCAAAAUCUUCCGAUCAAAGAAGAACAAAUAUGAUGUCAAUCCCUAAUGACAGGGUGUCGGACACUGGUGUGAUUCAUCAUCCCAGCAAGGGGGCUGUGGUGGUACACUUUGCUCUGUGAAGAUCACAUUUGAU